This is a messenger RNA of Sinocyclocheilus anshuiensis, 1691 nucleotides long. RefSeq names its product transmembrane protein 53-like. The record is from RefSeq and is a predicted model, not a curated record. Bases 23 to 892 code for a protein of 289 amino acids. The transcript is spliced from 3 exons. Gene Ontology annotation, molecular function: serine hydrolase activity. Lineage: Eukaryota; Metazoa; Chordata; Actinopteri; Cypriniformes; Cyprinidae.
AAGGCAGAUUUCUAGAGUUCAUAUGGCAUUGAGAGGAUUUCUUUGGCGCCGACCAACACGUGAAGCGGCCACCAUGGCAGGGGUCACUGCUCACAAGAUCAGUAAACACAUCACCUUCUUCGCCAGUGGUGUCGCUGGGACUCCCACGGCUAGUGUUUUACCUGCUCACCCUAAACCGAUACUGCUGUUGCUGCCAUCGCUGGGCUCCAGGCCACAGGCCAUUGCCAAAUACUGUGAGAUUUACUUUCGCAUGGGCUUUGAUGUGCUCGUAGUGGAAAGUGAGGUGAGCCAGUUCUUGUGGCCCCGCUGGGGGUUGGAGUAUGGUGGUCGUGUGCUGGAAUUAUUAGAGAGCGAGCGCUUCUCACAGCGCCCUCUACUGGUCCAUGCUUUCUCCAUAGGGGGAUAUACCUUUGCUCAGGUGCUUGUUCAUGUGGCCAAAGACACCCAGCGUUACCAAGGCCUGACAAACAGAAUCAGGGGGCACAUCUAUGACAGCCUUGUCAUGGGAUCGCUGGAGCAUAUGGCCAACGGCCUGGGUAAAACUAUAUUGCCCCGGAUGGAAGGUCUCGUGAAGUCGGCUAGCCUUCUGUACUUCCGUGUCUUUAAACACCAGACGGUUGACUACUUCAAUUCAUCGAUCAGUGUUUUCUGGAACACUCCUGUGAUGGCGCCUGCUCUUUUCUUCUACUCUGAGAACGAUGCACUGUGUGAUUACAAGAGCUUGGAGAAGAUGGUGGAGUUCUGGAGGAGCCGCGGCCAAACUGUGGAGAGCAAGAAGUGGAAGGAGUCUGUUCAUGCAGGUCAUCUGCGCACACACCCUCAGGAUUAUCUGUCCACGCUGGAGUACUUUGUGCAGUCUCUCAACAUGGUGCCUCUGAAGGCCAAAAUAUGAAUUUUGAAGGCUGUCAUCCGUCUCAUUAAAACAUCCAAGUUGCCUGAAGUGCCUGAUUUUAUUAUUACAUUGACAUUCUCAUGCUCUUUGUUCAAGUGGUAACUUUGGUCUUGCAAAAUCAGACUGUUUCUCAAACUUCUUCAGUCUGUUGAAAUAUUUAUGUUAACUACAUGAAACCCUUUUCAGCCAAAAAUUCAUACCCAGUCCAAAAGAAGAAUCUGAGCUCCUUUUGAAGACUGUAGCACUGUUAUGUUAGGGACGUGCAAUACUUCAGUUAGGUUUAUUGCACUACAAUGUGAAGCUCUUGUACUUUGUCCAACAUCUGUUCGGACCUCAAAAUGACUUGACAUACAAAACUCUGUAUCAUUAUUUUGUUGUAGAUAUUUUUUUGCUAAACCGUAAGUACUUGAAUAACACUUAAACGUUUUUUUUCCCCGACCUUUUGUUAAUAGUGAAUUAUAGUUUAUAUGACAACUUGACUUAACAUUUAACAUCUAUAGUAUGUUCUUUUGAAUAUACUGUCCUUUGAUCAUUUAUCUGUUACCUCAAAAGGAAAGUUAUUUUUUAAAUCUACAGAAAUGACGUACUUUAAAUUGGUCAAUGACGAAAUCUGAAGUAAAUUAAUAAAUUAAAAACAUAAUACACUGUUUGACACAAUCCUGGUAAACCUAUGCAAUGUUGUUUUUCUAGCAAUGACGCAUGGGUGGUUUGUUCAGGUACCUAUGCAGACAAUAUGGUAAAUACAAGUGGGACACUUAGGUUUUUGUAUUACAUUAUUUUAUAUUUUUAUUCUGUAUAG